CAAAACUCCCGUUAGUUUUACAGUUUUACUAUAUCCUACUGGUAGUGGUUCCUAUCUCAGACAGUCGGGCUAUUCUUCGACGUUUGCUAAAUCUACGAGUUUUAGGUCUAGGGUUUUUCCCAUCUUCUCUCCAUCAAUCACACUGUCAGUCUUCUCAAGCUUUCAACAAUGGCAAGAAACGAAGAGAAAGCGCAAUCCAUGCUGAAUCGCUUCAUAACAAUGAAGCAAGAUGAGAAAAAGAAACCUAAAGAACGUCGGCCUUACUUAGCCUCAGAAUGCCGCGACCUCGCCGAAGCAGACAAAUGGAGGCAGCAAAUCAUGCGCGAAAUCGGCCGAAAAGUCGCCGAAAUCCAAAACGAAGGACUCGGAGAACACCGUCUUCGCGACCUCAACGACGAAAUCAACAAGCUAAUUCGCGAGAAAUCGCAUUGGGAGCGUCGAAUAAUGGAUCUCGGAGGUCCAAAUUACACCAAACAUUCGGCAAAAAUGACUGAUUUGGAAGGCAACAUCGUCGAUGUUCCAAACCCUAGUGGUCGAGGUCCAGGAUAUCGGUACUUUGGAGCUGCGAAGAAGCUUCCAGGAGUGAAGGAAUUGUUCGAGAAACCGCCUGAAUUGAGGAAGAGGAGAACGAGGUAUGACAUAUAUAAACGGAUUGAUGCUAGUUAUUAUGGAUAUAGAGAUGAUGAGGAUGGUGUGUUGGAGAAAUUGGAGGGACCGGCCGAGGCAGCAAUGAGAGAGAUGGCGGUAGAGGAGUGGAAUUUGAUGGAGGAGAUUAAGAGGGAGGCGAAAAGAGCUGUUAAAAGUGGCGAGGUGGUUAAUGUGAAGGAGAUAUUGUUUGAGGAAGAGGAGGAGGUUGUGGAGGAGGAGAGGAGAGAGAAAGAGAGGUUACAAGAGGAUCAAUUGCGAAACAACGAGUUCGUCGUGCACGUUCCAUUGCCUGAUGAUAAGGAGAUUGAAAGGAUGGUUGUGGAGAAGAAGAAGAUGGAGUUGUUGAGUAAGUAUACUAGUGAUGAUUUGUUGGAGGAGCAGACUGAAGCUAAGGCUAUGUUAAAUAUUCAUAGAUAGAGAUUGCUGCACUACCUUAGUAACUUAAUCUGUUGAGCAUUGCUUCAUCAAAAGGAGAGCAAAGAUGGGGUGAUUCAUGCUGUAAUCACUCAUGGUUUUGCACGGAAAGUUUCAUGUUGGAGAGUAAGGUCUUGCUGCUUUAUUGUUCUAUAAGCAUGGUAAGAUAGCAAAAACUUUUUACUGAUAGGCCUCUUAAGUCUUAUCUGUUGUAUUUGAGGUGGUACUGGGUUGUGCUGCAAUUGUCAGAAGAACAUCAUUUUAUGGGCACUUCAAGUACGUUUAUGAUAUGAUAGAAAUGGUAGUCAGAUACCAGUCGUCUGUUAUUGGUGCCGCGUUUGGGGUUCACAUUUGCGUGUAAAGGUGUAGGUAGAUACUUGAAAACGGGUACUCUAAUGAAAUAGACAAGCAGUGUUCAUUCCAAAUAGAUACUUGAACCAAAUAUUGAUGUUGGCUAGAUCAAUUCCUUCCUUAA
Beta vulgaris subsp. vulgaris (sugar beet) is the source of this 1537-nucleotide messenger RNA. RefSeq lists its product as uncharacterized. Gene Ontology annotation, cellular component: post-spliceosomal complex; post-mRNA release spliceosomal complex; catalytic step 2 spliceosome. NCBI's taxonomy places the organism in Eukaryota, Viridiplantae, Streptophyta, Magnoliopsida, Caryophyllales, Amaranthaceae. The record is from RefSeq and is a predicted model, not a curated record. The transcript has 2 exons. The coding region runs from base 169 to 1065 and encodes 298 amino acids. Gene Ontology annotation, biological process: generation of catalytic spliceosome for second transesterification step; mRNA 3'-splice site recognition.